Molecule: messenger RNA, 3078 nt
Organism: Lachancea sp. 'fantastica'
Lineage: Eukaryota; Fungi; Ascomycota; Saccharomycetes; Saccharomycetales; Saccharomycetaceae
Source: the annotation of a GenBank genome assembly
AUGUUUCAUUUGAGUGUUCAGGCACUCAUGAGUUUAUUAAUCAGGGCGGUUGCUCUCUCGGCCGUCUUGUCGAGCACGGUGCUCGCUUUAAGUGAGCAAUAUCCAGCACAGUCCGGUAUGGAUUUAUGGGAACAAGCAAGAACGCCGGAUGACGGGGGUCAGUGCCCUCCUUGCUUCAAUUGUAUGCUACCAGUUUUCGAAUGCCAACAGUUUUCUCGCUGUAAUUCGAAUACUGGUAGAUGUGAAUGUUUAGAUGGCUUUGGCGGAGACGAUUGUUCAAAGCCGUUAUGCGGUGCACUGUCUGAUGGCAACAACAACAGGCCAUCAAGAGAUAACGACACGGAAAGCUGUGAUUGUGAAGAUGGCUGGGGUGGAAUCAAUUGUAAUAUAUGCGAAAACGACUCUGUUUGCGAUGCUUUUAUGCCAGAAGGGCUCAAGGGCACAUGCUACAAGAAGGGAAUGAUUGUUAAAAGAUUCCAUCAGGGUUGUGAUGUCACGAAUGCUAAGAUCAUACAGAUAUUGAACGGCAAAAAACCUCAGGUUACGUUUUCCUGCGACAAGCUCUCCGGGGAGUGUAAUUUCCAAUUCUGGAUUCAAGAAGUAGAAAGUUUCUACUGUGGGUUAUCGUCCUGCAAGUUCAACCAUGAUCUCAAAACAAACUCUUCCAGUUAUGAAUGUGAUUCUGUGCAGUGCAAGUGUGUGCCGGGACAGAUGCUGUGUGGACAGAGAGGCUCGAUUGACAUUUCAGACUUUUUAACUGAGACUAUUAAGGGGCCAGGAGAGUUCACCUGCGACUUGAACUCGAAAAAGUGCAAAUUCAGUGAGCCUAGUAUGAACGAUCUAAUAACCACCAUUUUUGGCGAUCCUUAUAUCACGCUAAAAUGUGAAUCAGGCGAGUGCAUGCACUAUAGCGAAAUUCCUGGGUACGAGCAGCCCUCCAAAGAUAAAUUUACCACGUUUCAAAUUUUGGUGCUUUCUGCAACCUCGUUCUUGUUUUUGUCACUCACGAUCUUUGCUAUCCUUUUUGUUUCAAGAAGCCCGUUCUUUAGCAGCCAGCCUAUUCAGCUUGACAAUGACACUGACGAGGACAAUGAUUUCUUUAAGUCAAGUUUGAAAUCGACUCUGACUUUCGAAGACAUAAACUAUAGUGUCGUGACGGAUAAAAAAGAAAUAAAGCUACUCAACGGCAUAAGUGGAACUGUCAAGCCUGGUGAGAUUAUGGCUUUGAUGGGAGGGUCCGGGGCUGGAAAAACCACUCUCUUGGAUAUUUUGGCCAUGAAAGACAAAGCCGGCAAAGUUACAGGGUCCGUUAAAGUGAAUGGAUGCGAGCUGUCGAAACAGAAACUGUCCAAGAUCAUUGGUUUUGUUGACCAGGAAGACUAUCUACUGCCCACUUUGACAGUAUACGAGACUGUUUUGAAUAGUGCUUUGUUACGUUUGCCCAGAAAGCUGAGCUUCGCAGCGAAGCAAAAAAGGGUUUACCAAGUUCUCGAAGAGCUACGCAUAUUUGAUAUAAAGGACCGGAUUAUAGGGGACGACUUCGAUCGUGGAAUUAGCGGCGGUGAGAAGAGACGGGUGUCGAUCGCCUGUGAGCUUGUCACGUCCCCCUCAAUCUUAUUUCUUGACGAACCCACUUCAGGCCUGGACUCCAAUAACGCAAACAACGUGAUUGAGUGCUUAGUGCGUUUGGCGCUCCAUUACAACAGAACUUUGGUCCUGUCGAUCCAUCAACCUCGAUCAAACAUUUUCAACUCAUUCGACAAACUUGUGUUGUUGAGUCAAGGUGAACUUGUCUAUUCCGGUGUUGCAACAGAUAUUAGCGAUUUCUUACGCAAUAAUGGUUACGAAUGCCCAUCAGACUACAAUAUUGCUGACUUUUUGAUUGAUAUUACAUUUGAGGCGAAGAAAACAUACACGAGGAUCUUGGCAACGCCAGAUGAUAUCGAAUCCAACUUACAUGGCGAUCAUGGGCAUGACUUAACGGUCAUUCAGGACAACAGGAAGGACUCCGCAACUGCUACUCAGGGUGAGUGGGAACAUUACGCAGCUCAUCGGGACGAACUACGAUCUCUGCUGGAUAGGCCUGAUGAUGAGCAAGGGCUAGGUGUCCUGAACACAAAGCUUUUGCAUUCUAAGUUCAAAGAAAGUCAGCAAUUUGCAACGCUCCUGCAAGAUAUCGAGGCUAUAAAGGAUUCGUCAACAGAAGCCGCUGUUGAUGCUCUUAGUAGCGCCAAACCAGCGACUUUCAGAGAACAGCUCAUGAUACUGUCCUCGCGAACCUUCAAGAAUAUUUAUAGAAACCCAAAAUUGCUGCUGGGUAACUACCUCGUCACCUUAUUGCUGGGCUGUUUCUUAGGCUUACUUUACUAUGACAUUGAGAACAACAUAAGUGGAUUUCAAAACAGACUGGGACUCUUUUUCUUCAUUUUGACUUACUUUGGUUUUUUGACAUUCACGGGGCUGACAUCGUUUUCAUUAGAGAGACUUAUUUUCCUGAAAGAGCGUUCGAACAAUUAUUACAGUCCAAUGGCAUAUUACAUUAGCAAAAUUCUGAGCGACGUAUUACCAUUGAGGGUCUUGCCACCUGUGAUUUUGGCACUGGUAGUAUAUCCGACAGUGGGACUGAACAUGAUUAAUUCGGCAUUUGUCAAAUUUGUCGGCAUACUGAUUUUGUUCAAUGUUGGUAUUUCUUUAGAGAUUCUCACCGUUGGAAUAUUUGUUGAAGAUCUCAAUAACUCUAUUGUUAUAAGUGUCCUGAUUUUGCUGGCGUCAUUGCUAUUUAGUGGCCUCUUUAUCAAUACCAAAGACAUCAGCAACAUCGCCUUCCGAUACUUGAAAAACCUGUCGAUCUUUUAUUACGCCUACGAGUCCCUAAUCAUAAAUGAGGUAAAAACAUUACUCCUGAAAGAAACAAAGUAUGGCCUCAACAUCGAGGUUCCUGGGGCUACAAUAUUGAGCACAUUUGGCUUCCUAGUUCAAAACUUUCUGUUUGACGUUAAGCUACUAGUCGUUUUCAAUAUACUCUUCCUCAUUCUAGGUUAUGUGGGGCUUGAGUUGAUCGUAAUAGAAAAAAAGUGA